Messenger RNA from Lachancea nothofagi CBS 11611, 984 nucleotides. Lineage: Eukaryota; Fungi; Ascomycota; Saccharomycetes; Saccharomycetales; Saccharomycetaceae. The record is from the annotation of a GenBank genome assembly.
AUGCCAGACGUAACGCCGUUAUUCAAAAGGUACGUGGGUGUCUUCUUGGAAGACUCAGUUGUCGGUACUAGAGCUGAGGGUUCAGUAUAUUCCAAACCAUCCCGGAAGUACCUUGUCCAGGAUACAUUCGUCAAAGAGUGUUUAGACUUACUCAAACACAUUUUGGAGCUUCAAAAAGUUGUUUCAUCUAUCAAGAGUCAAUAUGAAAGUGAAUCCGAACUUUCCGAACGUGAGAAGAACGAUUUCGAUACCGAAGUCAGGCUGUUGAUACAACAAUACUUCGACAAGCUCAAGUUUUUGGAAAAAUACGAGAAGAAGCGUCAAGAUGUGAUACAGAGACAAUACUUUGGGGACUCGGAAGGAGACCUUAUGUCUUUAUUCCGCCACAGAGAUGAAGGGCUUGCGUUGUUCCACUCUACGAACAAUAAGCAUAGAAGCGGAAUUCUACAGUCCCUAAGCAUGAUUCUAUCCUCUAUAUUCUCUGGCAUUUCCCGAAUGCAGCAACAGCGACUUUUGCGUCAGAAAGAGCUGGAAUCUAUUGACUUUAACGCACAGCUAUACAACCCUAUACAGAGUAUGGUGGCUUCCGUGUCUCAAUCACCGCCGAUUGAAACGACCGAAGAAGAAGUUCAGCAAUAUGAGGAGACUAUCGGCAAACUAUCUCAGCAACAACUCCAAAUCCUCGAGACGGAGCACGAUGAACUUCUGAAUAUUAAGAAACAAGAACUGCAGAAAGUCGAGAAUCUUAGCAAAACAAUGGUACAAAUCACUUCUUUACAAAAUGAAAUUGGAACACAUCUCCAGUCUCAGACACAAAACAUUUUCACUUUACUCGACAAUCACGACGAUGUGGAGCUGGAUAUAAAGCAAGGCAAUCGGCAGCUCAAGAAAGCUCAAAAGCGCAGUGGUAAAUCUGCCAAACUCAUAAUUUAUUUGUCUAUCUUCUUCGGCAUUUUAAUUCUUUGCCUGGACUUUAUAAAUUGA